Molecule: messenger RNA, 1452 nt
Organism: Colius striatus (speckled mousebird)
Lineage: Eukaryota; Metazoa; Chordata; Aves; Coliiformes; Coliidae
Gene: TTC29
Product: tetratricopeptide repeat domain 29
Exons: 11
Coding region: 1-1371 (456 amino acids)
Molecular function (GO): protein binding
Source: RefSeq, a predicted model, not a curated record
AUGAAUGUGUUGCCUCAAGCAAUCCUACAAAGCCCGGGGGAGCAUCCCAGGUUCAUAAAGCAGACUGUUUGCCCCUCAUUAGACUUCAUAAGGAUUCAUUUGAUCAAAGACAAAGAUGGCAUAGAUGAUUAUUUGGAGAAGAAUAUCAAAGGAUUGUCAAAACAAGAAGCUGCUGUUAACAGGAAUUCAUACAAGAAGAACAUCUGCAUAGACAUGCUGCGACAGGGUUAUCACGAGUCCUUCUCCGAGCUCUUCUCUCUGAUACAGAAGUGGGAUGCCUUGAGGGAGGCUGCAGGGCCUGGGUCAGCCAUAUGGCAGCAGAAGUCCCUAGAGGAGCAGCCUGAUAAGCUGGAUCAGCUUUACUACUUCCUGACCAGGGCUGAGGGGGCCCAGCGAGCAGGGCAUUAUGAGGAGGUGUAUGAUAACCAGCUAAACUUGGCCUACUGUUUCAAUGACUCUGAGGACAAAUGGUUAAGAAACUACUUUUAUGAGAAAUGCUUUAACACUGCUCAACUAAUAAAAAUUGAUGCUGGGAAGAGAGAGGCACAAGCACACGUAAAUAUGGGCCUCGUCAAUGAGAAACAAGGUGAUAUCGUGAAAGCUGCUGAGCAUUAUGAAGCAUUUUAUCAGCUGACAGAGGGCUCAACAUGGAAGGAUGAGACAGGCCGUACUUACAAUUCGCUGGCUUGUGAGCAUCUCUGGAGAAUUUAUACAUUACUAGCAGACAAAAUGUUAGAAAAUAAAGAACACCAACAGGCCAUCAAAACACUAAGAAAAGCUUUAAAAAUGGCAAAAGAAGGAGGUGACAUGAAGAUGGAAGGAGAAGCUGCAUAUUGCUUAAGUUUAGCAUAUAAUUUUGCUGGAAAACAACAGAUAGCAUUAUCAAAUUUGAACACCUCUGUAAAAAUCUUCACAGCACUUUGCGAUUCUGCUGGCCUAGGCAGAGCAUAUGCAACUAUAGCCAAAAUCCUGCUAAGUCAGAAAAAAGUGGCUGAAACUAUUAAGUACUUGGGAGAGUUUAUGAAGGCUGCUGAGAAUGCUCAUCUAAGCCAAAGCCUGGUGGAUGCGUGUGUGUUACUUGGGAAUAUUUACAAUGAAAGAGGGAAGUAUAAUGAAGCUUUUGAAUAUUUCAGUCAGGCUUAUGAGGCAGCAAAAACUUUAAAUAAUUUGCCCUUAGUGGAUGAAAUAAGAAGUUAUUGUGGCAUUGUGAAGGCUCAUAAGCUGAUGGUGCCAUUUAACAACCAUAUAGAAGCAGAAGAUUCUGUCAGCCUCAAGUACCUGCUGGCAUGGAAGGAGAACAGAAGUGACAUGUGCACUGACCCUCUUACAGUCGAACCAUCUAAAGAAUCAAGUGCUUCAAAGUCCCUGUGAGCUUAUUCCAAAGACACCAGUUCUAGAUCCUUCUGAGAACGUCUGCUUACAAAGAAGCUGGUAGAUGCGUAACGAGUAUAG